UCUCUGGAGAUAAGAUAAGCAAGACAGUUCGAGCGGAGCUUGGAAUUCUCUAUCCGGCAUUGUCGGCGCUGUUAGUGGCUUGAACUUUAAUUUUCACUCGAGCUCUCGCUGUCUUCAUCUUCAACCCCAUCGUCGGCAAAGGUAUGCAACGGUACUUUCGUCGAUCUCACACGCUCAGAGACUUUUUUCACGGGAUAGAAAUUAGAAAAUGACCCACGACGCCGUCUGGUUUUCUCGUCCUCGAAAGUUCGGCAAGGGUAGCCGCCAAUGCCGUCUCUGCGCUCACCAAGCUGGUUUGAUUCGCAAAUACGGGCUUGACCUUUGCCGUCAAUGCUUCCGUGAAAAGUCUGCUGCCAUCGGCUUCGUCAAGAACCGGUGAGCACAUCAGUAGACCACGUAGUUUAUGACUGUUGCUGUGUUGUCGUCCACCUUACAUAUGACUACUUGAUAUGUCGCCCAAUUACCAUUUGAAUAGUGGCAACCAGCGCCUACUGUGAUUGUGAUAAGAUUUGAG
This is a messenger RNA of Pisolithus orientalis, 514 nucleotides long. RefSeq names its product ribosomal protein S14. The record is from RefSeq and is a predicted model, not a curated record. Gene Ontology annotation, biological process: translation. Lineage: Eukaryota; Fungi; Basidiomycota; Agaricomycetes; Boletales; Pisolithaceae. Gene Ontology annotation, cellular component: ribosome; cytosolic small ribosomal subunit. The transcript is spliced from 3 exons. Gene Ontology annotation, molecular function: zinc ion binding; structural constituent of ribosome. The coding region runs from base 209 to 379 and encodes 56 amino acids.